AUGCCACACGUCAGUAUGGCAGCAGCGGCAGAGGCGAUGGCAGCAGCGGUGGAAGCGACUUUUGAGUUGACUCAGAAGGCAUCUCUGAUGGUUGGUUCAUGUCUUGACAGCAUGGGAGCAUGGCAGGGGUGGCAGAGGCAACGGCAGGAGUCUCCCCCUCCUCCACUCAUCUAUCGCCUUGUGGCAUGGCAUGGUUCCCCCUUCCACUCCCCCACCCCUCAAGUGCGGAUGCUCGCUUUAACAGACCAUGGCAGCGUGGCAGGGAUGGCAGGGGCGGCAGCAGCAGGAGCACCAUUCCUUUUCUUCCCUUCCCCCUUCCACCGUCCACUCCCCCACCCACCCCUCAGCAUGGCAGGGGUGGCAGAGGCGACGGCAGCAGGGCGGGAGGUGGGAGUGUGCGUGAUUCCCGGGGUGGAGGUCAGUGCUUACUACGACUGCCACACUCCAAAAGGGGCAGGCGGGGUGGGUGCUGGCACUGGUACGAACGGAAGAGGGGAAGAGGGGAAGGAAAUAGGGGCAAGGGGGGCUGGUGCAAAUGUCUCGGUGUCUGGAGAGGGGAUGGAAGAAGAGGAGGGAGGGGAGGAGAGAGGUGGGGACGAGAGGGGAGGGGUCGAGAGGGGAGGCGAAGCGAGGAGGGAAGGUGAGGUAGAGGGGGUGAGAGAGGGGAGGGGUGGUCAAGGGGUGCAUGUGUUGGGGUACUUUCCUCCCUUGGGGCUGCGAGAGAGGUGGGAGAGUGUGCGGAGGGGGGUGAAGGGGGACGGAUGUGGAAGGGAGGAGGGGAGAGAAGGGGAGGAGGAAGGAGAGGGUGGGGAGGAGGGAGAGGAGGGAGGGGAGGGGGAGGGGAAGAAGCAGCGAGUCAGUGACGAUGUGAAUGGAGGAGAGGAAGAGGAGGAGCGAGGAGUUAAGUCAGCAUGUCAAGAGGGUGAAGAGGGCGCAGCAGAAGGCACAGAGAGCGCAGUUGGGAGUGUAGUUGGGAGUGCAGGAGGGGAUAAGGCAGGAAGGGAGGGCACUGCAGGAGGGGAGGGCACUGCAGGAGGGGAGAGCAAGGCAAGAGAUGGACUUGAAAAGCUGGUGGGGGUGUUGGAGGGGAUAAGGGAAGGGCGGCACAUGCGGGCGGCAGGCAUGGUGCAGCGGCUGCAGCAGCUGGGCGUGGGCGUGACUAUGGCGGAUGUGACUCAGGGAGGUGGCAAACAGGCAGGCAUGGUGCAGCGGCUGCAGCAGCUGGGUGUGGGUGUGACUUUGGCAGAUGUGAUUCAGCAACUGGACGAUCCCAAGACAGCACCAGGCAGGGUGCACGUGGCGAGAGCGUUGGUGGCAGUGCGGGCAGUGGGGGACAUGGAGGAGGCGUUUCAGAAGUACAUAGGGGACCAUGGGCCGGCGUAUGUGAGGUGCGAGUGUGUGUAA
Closterium sp. Yama58-4 is the source of this 1404-nucleotide messenger RNA. Lineage: Eukaryota; Viridiplantae; Streptophyta; Zygnematophyceae; Desmidiales; Closteriaceae. The record is from the annotation of a GenBank genome assembly.